AUGGCCCCGUCUUCCCUUCCUCCUCCUGCAAAAAAGCGCAAGAUCCAGAAGCACUCAGACUUUGUCGAGUCUGUUAAAGCCAUUGAAGAUCAAAUCGUAGCGGCAGCGACGGCAAACGGCUCGCUCAACCCACUAGCGGAUUUGUUGGAACUAGCCCUCGAGGCAAAGGACGCUCAAGAUGUUUCAAAAGCCAUAUACUCGUUAUAUCGAGUAUUUGUGGUCGUUGUUUCUGGAGGGAAGCUCAACAGUGGAGGGGAUGAAGCGGCGAAGAUAGUCAGGGCAUGGAUAUGGGAGCGUUUGAAUGUCUAUGUUGAUUUCUUGUGUGGGUUGCUCAAAGACGAGGAGAAAACAUUACGGAUAUCUGCGCUCCAAAUCUUGUUCUCCCUCCAAAAACAUCUUUCAACAGCAGCCACCGCUUCUGAGGGCCAGCCUCAAUUCCACAUCAACCAUUUCCGAAAAAUUGUUUCCGCCGUGCUCCUCUGCCCACCAUCUUCUCGGUUGGCUCAGAGUAGCACUGGGUUUUUGGAUGCGGAUGUUCUCCACUCGUUCCACGAAACAUGGUUCAGUGUCCACGAUGAUGUAAGGUGGUUUUUCCUGCGUGAGGCAGGGACGAUGUUGAGCUCAUUAACAGCCGAGUUCGCACCGCAAAAUUUACUCUCUGUUCUUGAAGGCUUGGCGACAUUUCCUACUGAAAAGGCCGAAAUCAAUGCUUGGUGGGUAACCGAACUCGCAGCCAAGCCGCCCAAGCCAAAAUCUUCAAAGAACGCCGAGUCUGAUGAUGACGACGAGGACGAGCCACUAGAACAGGAUGAUGACUGGCGCAAAUUUUUCGAUGAAGAUUCUUCGGCGAAAGAAAAAUUGUCUACUAAGAAGUCGGCAACCAGGUUACAUAAACUGAGCACCCACCAGUCUCUUCAUUCACUCCAGUCACACCGCGCCGUAUUCACCCGCGCCUGGUUAACGCUCCUGCCCAGGCUUUCUGCGAUACACGACAAAAUGGCAAAGAAGGGGCUCUUACAAAGAGCACUGAAUGUGAUGCAUCGGGGCGUUAUGCCCCACCUCUCACGGCCGGUCUUGAUCAUGGACUGGGUCGGUGGAAGUGUUGACUACGGCGGCACUGUUGGGCUGCUUGCCCUCAAUGCCCUAUUCAUGUUGAUGAAAGACUACAAUCUCGAUUAUCCUUCAUUUUACACUAAACUUUAUGCAUUUUUGGAUAGAGAUGUCCUGCAUUCAAAACAUCGGGCACGAUUCUUCCGCUUGACGGAACUGUUCCUCAGCUCAACACACCUUCCCGCAGCUCUUGUAGCAUCUUUUAUCAAACGACUCGCUCGCCUCUCGCUUGCUGCCCCGCCUGCAGCUAUCGUUCUGAUCCUCCCCUUCACAUAUAACGCCCUGAAGCGACACCCUGCCCUUAUGCCUAUGAUCCAUCGUCACGCCGAUGCUGACUCAACCACGGACGUAUUCGAUGCAGCGGAACCCAAUCCAAAUCUCACUCAUGCCAUCGACAGCUCGCUUUGGGAGCUCUCAUCUCACCGCUCACACUGGCUCGCUGGCGUAUCGACUAUGAGCAGGAUCCUCGAAGAGGCAUUCACAAAGCAAAGUUAUGCCAUGGAGGACUUUCUCGAUCACACCUAUGGCACAUUAUUCGAUGCCGACGCAAAUAGGAAAAUCAAGAAAGAGCCACCAGUGGCUAUGGACAUGACAAAGGGUUUAUUUGGGAAUGAGGGUGUAGAGGGUGACGUUGUGUCUGAGCUGUGGUCGUUCUAA
Messenger RNA from Mycena indigotica, 1767 nucleotides. Its product is annotated as Ribosome biogenesis protein Noc4. Gene Ontology annotation, biological process: ribosome biogenesis. Bases 1 to 1767 code for a protein of 588 amino acids. The transcript is spliced from 6 exons. The record is from RefSeq and is a predicted model, not a curated record. Gene Ontology annotation, cellular component: small-subunit processome; nucleolus; Noc4p-Nop14p complex. Lineage: Eukaryota; Fungi; Basidiomycota; Agaricomycetes; Agaricales; Mycenaceae.